Messenger RNA from Rotaria socialis, 2283 nucleotides. Lineage: Eukaryota; Metazoa; Rotifera; Eurotatoria; Philodinida; Philodinidae. The record is from the annotation of a GenBank genome assembly.
AUGGAAGAUAUCAACAUUGAACAACUUAUCUCGACACUUGUUAUUGCUCCUUCUAACGACAUACUUCGUGAAAUCUCAUCUUUUCUUAUUGGAACACAAAAUAAUGAUUUAGAUACCAUCAUUUCUAAUUUUUUUGAACCAUUAUUUUCCCUGGAACAUUGGGCAUGGGAAAUAUUAAGUAGAGAUUGUCGAUCGUGGAAUGAUGAUGAACAAGAAUAUUUUGACGUAUUUCAUAAUCUUGCAUCUUUCAAUGAAAGACUAAUUUUAAGUAAUCAUAUUCUCAACACAAAAGAAUCUUUUCUUCUUCCAGCAUCUAUUGAUAUUAUUGAUGGAGUAUUUGAACAAAUCAAAAAGCGAACAGACGAAAAUGAUCGUUUAUUGUUAAUGGUUUAUCAAUGGUUUGAUAAUCUUUCAUUAUUAAUUUAUGAACACACACAACUUACUUCUUUACAUAUAAUAAGUUAUAUCAAUCAACGUAUUAUGUCGGAUAUUAUCAUGAAUGAUCAAUUUAAAAUAUAUCUAAAUCAAUUAGAAUAUCCGAAUCCUUUAUUUACAACGAAGGAAAUUUUCUACAUAAAAAUAUGUCCUUGUUUGCUAAGUGAAUAUUUAUUUUCGAAACCUGGUAGUUUUCCUUACAAUGGUGAACAAAUUCUAGAAUAUCUUGCUCAUGACUAUACACAUAUUAUUCAUAUUCAUAGCGAUACAAUAGCAUCAUGGAGUAAAGAAUUACUUUCAUGUAUUACACAUUUGAUUGGUAUAAUUACUGCCUGUCUCUCUUGGAUUGGUCCUAAAUAUGAGAUUCUUGAAAUGUUUGCUAUUCCCGAAAAGUCUAUAAAUGACUUAAUUACGUCGUUAAUUAAAAUUCUUUGUUAUCGGCCGUUCCAUGAGCAAAUUCUUGAUCAGACAAGAAAUGAUGAAUCAAUGUUGAUCGAUAAUAUUCUCGGGUUAUUGAACUAUUUGAAAAAUUGUCAAGAUGUUAUGAAUUUUUUUCGUUCAGAAAAUAAAUUAAUGAAAGCACUUCUAAGACUGGAUCGUACGAACAAUGAUCGACUUAGUUUACAAUUGUAUAGUCUUCAAUAUGAAAUUCUUUCUGAAGAUCAAAUGAAAGAUUCUAAUGUUGCUAAUAACAUAAAAGAAAUUUUCUUUAAUUAUCUUCAACCAGCAUGGAAAAAUCCAUUACAAAAAUAUAAAAAUAUAUCCAUGAAAGAAUUAUUAGACGGUUUUUUGAAUUUAUCGAAAACUAAUAUGAAACAUCCAAUCAAUGGUUUAGAUGAGCUAAACUUUUUACUUAAAAUAUCUGAUACAUAUCCUAUUGUUUACGAUAUUUUAUGGUCUUUGUCAUUCGAUGCACGUAUUCAAGAUCACCUUCGUUUAAAUCAAGCAUUCAUGAAUAAAUUAGCAAAUAGUUCUAUAAAUGAACAAAUACAAAAUGCUAUUGAUGGAAUACGAUGGAAUUUAGAUUUUAAUAAAAUCAAAUUAAAUACUAAUGAUAAUGAAAAAAUAUUUGAUAUAAUUAUAAGUUACUCUGAAGAAGAUAGAUUAAUAUAUAAGCAAUUGCAUGAUGAACUUGUUCAGAAACCCUAUCGUGUAUGUGAGAGUUUUCAUCAGAAAAAUUCUAAUCUAAUAGAUACCAUGGUUAACAGCGUUGAACAAUCUCGUUUAGUAAUUAUUUGUAUGAGCAAAAGUUAUAAGCAAAAUAACUAUUGUCGAGCUGAAAUAGAAUAUGCUUAUAAUAAAAAAUUGAAAAUAAUUCCAAUUAUAAUCGAAAAUUAUUAUCAACCAAAUGGUUGGCUUUCAUUUCUUAUACACGGUUUAUCUCCAAUAGACUUUACAAAGCAUGACUUUCCUAACGCAAUGCAAAUCCUAUUAGAUAAAUUAGAUAUUCCACAUACAAGUGUUCUUAGUACUCUUGUUAUACGUCGACAACCACAGUAUAUGACCAAUUCUUUAUCAAACACACGUUCAACAGAUAUUUAUCAAUGGACACAAAAUGAUGUUAAACAAUGGUUAAUUGACAACAAUCUUUCACAAAUGGGAAAUGUUUUAUCAGGCUACAAAGGUUCAGACUUGAUUCGUUUGAGUAAUAUAUCAAAGCACUCACCACAAAAAAAUCUUGAAUUAUUGCAAGAAGAUUCAUUAAGACGGACAGGAAGAAAUGUAUCGUUAACUGAAGUAACACGACUAAUUGGUCUCAUCGAAGAACAAGUUCAAAGGUCUGUAAAACCAACAAGAUGGAAUCUAAAACUAUGUUGUCAAUUUUUUUCUACUUUUGGUUUUAAAUAA